UUUUCAGCUUUUCAAGAUUCUGCAUUUAUCAUGUAUAUAACAAGCAGAAGACGGACAGAAUGGCAGUAACAAUGAACAUGGCUACAAGGAAACGCUUGGAAUUGAAGCUUCCAGUUCCAAUUCAUAGGAGAGAUAACAUAGCUCUGCCUCUGCCUCUGCCUCCGCCUCCGCAGACAGAUCUGAAACAGAGCAUAAAAGGACUCUGUGAUUUGGAAAGAGUGGGAGUCUUGGGGUAUGGCAGCCAAGGCAGAGUGUAUAAAGUCCUCCAUCGGAGAUCCUGCUCUUAUUAUGCUCUCAAAGUAGUCUGCCUCGACUGUGAACCGUCUGCAAGACAGAUUAUUAGGGAGAUGGAGAUUGUCAAGGAGAUCAAUUCCCCCACCAUUGUGAAAUGUGAGGGCGUUUUUGAGGAGGGCGGGAACAUAAAUUUCGUGCUGGAAUACAUGGAUGGAGGCUCUCUGGCAAAUUUAUUGAAGCGCAAGAGAAGAAUGACAGAAUCCUCCAUUGCUAAGGUUGCUCGACAAGUGCUGGAGGGAUUGAAAUAUCUUCACGGUAGGAGGAUUGUGCACAGAGAUCUUAAGCCGUCUAAUCUGUUGAUUCACAGAAGUUCACAAGCAGUUAAAAUUGCAGACUUUGGAGUGAGUCGAAGUGUGUCAGAGAGUAUAGAUGUGAGGUGCAGUUCCUAUGUGGGGACUUGUGCUUACAUGAGCCCUGAGAGAUUCGAUCCAGAGAGCUAUGGGGGAAGUUAUAAUGGGUAUGCAGCAGAUAUGUGGAGUUUGGGAUUGACAUUUUUGGAAUGCUAUGUGGGGUAUUUCCCAUUUGUGGGUCCUGGAGAGCACCCAGAUUGGGCUACGCUCAUGUGUGCCAUUUGUUUCGGGGAGCCGCCCUCUGCGCCGUCAAGUGCAUCUGCAGAAUUCCAGAAUUUUAUUGCAUGCUGUCUUCAAAAGAACCCCAAAAAGAGAUGGACAGCCUCCCAGCUUCUUACCCACCCGUUUCUCAAGACAAUCCUUCAAUAAUUUUGUAACAGAUGAAUCAAGCCAUCCAUAGCUUGGA
Molecule: messenger RNA, 1050 nt
Organism: Cryptomeria japonica (Japanese cedar)
Lineage: Eukaryota; Viridiplantae; Streptophyta; Pinopsida; Cupressales; Cupressaceae
Product: mitogen-activated protein kinase kinase 9-like
Exons: 1
Coding region: 60-1013 (317 amino acids)
Biological process (GO): protein phosphorylation
Cellular component (GO): cytoplasm
Molecular function (GO): protein serine/threonine kinase activity; ATP binding
Source: RefSeq, a predicted model, not a curated record